Messenger RNA from Dichotomopilus funicola, 3513 nucleotides. RefSeq lists its product as uncharacterized. NCBI's taxonomy places the organism in Eukaryota, Fungi, Ascomycota, Sordariomycetes, Sordariales, Chaetomiaceae. The transcript is spliced from 10 exons. Gene Ontology annotation, molecular function: protein binding; cysteine-type deubiquitinase activity. Gene Ontology annotation, cellular component: nucleus; cytosol. Gene Ontology annotation, biological process: regulation of protein stability; protein deubiquitination. The record is from RefSeq and is a predicted model, not a curated record. Bases 1 to 3513 code for a protein of 1170 amino acids.
AUGGAUGAGAAUCAAAACCCCGAGGCUGCGUCGCCUAACACCGUGAUGGUCGACGCGCCCGAGGAACCCCUCGUCGAAGCGAACGGCACUGAAGCCGAGGAUGCCUCCACCGACAACCCCGAAACCGUGGAGACUGACACCCCCCUUCUCGCAAACGACUAUGAGGCCAUGAAGCAGCAUGUGCUCCCACCGCUGGUAGAAGAGCCAAAAAUCAUAGAAGAUCAGGUCCACACAUGGUCUGUGGAAGGUUGGCGUGCACUUUUGAAGAAGGAACAUGGCCCGCUAUUCCACGCCGGCGGCUACCCAUGGCGGAUUUUGUUGUUCCCAUUCGGCAACAACGUUCUCGAUCAGUGCUCGAUUUACCUGGAACAUGGAUUCGAAGCAAACAACGUUCCCGACGACUGGAGCUGCUGCGUACAGUUUGCGCUUGUACUAUGGAACAAGAACCACCCGAAUAUCCACUUCCAGCAUUCUGCCCACCAUCGCUUCACAAAAGAGGAGAGCGAUUGGGGUUUCACAAGAUUCCUCGAAACACGGAAAAUGUUCAACACGGUUUGGGAAAACGCCGAUCGGCCUCUCAUCGAAAACGAUUGCGCCAACAUCAGCGCAUAUGUCCGGGUUGUGGAGGAUGAGACGGGCGUCUUGUGGCAUAACUUCAACAACUACGACUCUAAAAAAGAGACGGGUUACGUUGGCCUUAAGAAUCAGGGCGCAACUUGCUACCUCAACUCCCUCCUCCAAUCACUAUACUUCACAAACGCCUUUCGGAAGGCCAUCUAUCGUAUUCCUACAGAGGAAGAGGAGAGCAUGAACAACAGCGCUUACACAUUACAACGACUCUUCUAUCAGUUGCAAACAUCACCAGCGGCUGUGGGAACUGCGGAGCUGACCAAGUCCUUUGGCUGGGAAACACGCCACAUUUUUGAGCAGCAAGACGUACAAGAGCUUUCUCGGAAGCUCAUGGAACGCAUGGAAGAGAAGAUGAAGGGCACUGAGUUUGAGAAGGCACUGCCCCAGAUGUUCAGUGGCAAGAUCAAGACGUACAUAUCUUGCAUCAACGUCCCUUACGAAUCGAGCCGGAUCGAAGAUUUUUGGGACGUUCAACUCAACGUGAGCGGCAACGAGAACCUUCUCGACAGCUUCCAGGACUACAUCCAGGUCGAAAAGCUUGAUGGAGAGAACCAGUACUUCGCUGGUGACCAGUACAAGCUCCAGGACGCCAACAAGGGCGUUAUCUUCCAGGGGUUUCCUGACGUAUUGCAUCUACAGCUGAAACGCUUCGAGUACGAUAUUCAACGCGACGCCAUGAUGAAGAUCAACGAUCGUUACGAGUUCCCGGAGGAAUUUGACGCUUCGUUGUAUCUGGAUAAGGAGGCGGAUAGGUCGGAAUCCUGGGAUUACCAGCUGCACGGUGUGUUGGUCCACAGUGGUGACCUUAACGCUGGCCACUACUAUGCCUUCAUCAAGCCGAACAAGGAGGGCUGGUGGUACAAGUACGACGACGAUAAAGUUACCAAGGCUACCAAGAGGGAGGUCUUGGAGGAGAACUUCGGUGGCCCGAUCAAGUUGCCGAACGGGCAAGCGCGGGCCGCCGGUAGCAAAAAGGGACCCGUCAUGAGACCUAACAGUGCGUACAUGUUGGUGUACAUCCGGAAGUCUAAGCUCGACAAGGUGCUCUGCCCCGUCACCGAGGAAGACACCCCCGAGCAUCUCCAGAGGCGAUUUGAGGAGGAAUACGUCGCCCGGGAAGCACGGCGCAAAGAGAGGGAAGAGCAGCAUCUCUACCUUGGCGUGAAGGCUAUUACCGAAGCGACCUUCCAGCAGCAUGGCAGCACUGACCUCACCAACUUUGAAGCGACUCCCGAGGAAGAUCCGGCAGCACCCAGGUUUUACCGCCUCCUCCGGACUGCGACGAUGCAAGAACUGGUCGAUCAAGUUGCGGCGGAUAUCGGCCAAGACCCGAAGCGAGUGAGACUUUGGAUCAUGGUCAACCGGCAAAACAAAACCAUCCGUCCGGACCAACCUGUGAUGGAUCUUAGGCCGACGGUUGAAGAAACAUACAACCGUGCAGCAGCCCACCGUGAUCAGGCCUUACGAGUGUGGGUUGAGGUUGCCGAAGAGGUCAAUGCCUCCGGGGCCGCUGUUUGGCCGACAUACGGGCCCGGGUUAGCCAACGGUGUUGUGGUUAAGAAUGACCUCAUCUUGCUUUUCCUGAAGCAUUUCGAUGCUGAGGCCCAGGAGUUGAAGGGCGUUGGACAUGUGUACGUCAGUAAAGAAAAGAAGGUUGAAGAGUUGAUCCCUACCAUCAUGAAGAAGAUGGGAUGGGAAAAGCUCUCCAGCGACGAGCGGAUCCAACUAUGGGAGGAGAUCAAACCCAACAUGAUUGAGAACCUCAAAGGAAAGCAGUCUCUUAAGGCGGCGGAGCUCCAGGAUGGUGACAUCGUGUGCUUCCAGCGAGUACAAGAUCGGAAAUCAAGGUUGGGGUUGACCGAAAAGGCUGACAAACAGGCCGCUGAGGAAGCGAAAUCCUCUGAUCGCUUUGAUGACGCCCGGGAAUAUUACGAUUUCCUCCUCCACAAGAAAAACGUCAUGUUCCGAGCGCAUCCACAGAGAUGUGAUCCAGACGCAUACCCAGCGUUUGACCUGCUUCUGAACUCGAAGAUGACCUACGAUGGGUUGUCAGAGAAGGUUGGCGAAAAGCUGGGCGUUGACGGCACACACCUCCGGUUUUACACGGUUAAUGCCAGUUCCAACAAUCCGAGGACGGCCGUGAAACGAAACCAGAAUCAACUGCUACAAAACAUCCUUGUGCCUGCCGGCUAUGGCCAGCUGAACAUGAACCAGCGCAGCGAUGCGUUGUUCUUCGAGGUUCUGGACAUGAGCCUUGCCGAACUUGACACCAAGAAGAGCAUCAAGCUUACGCUUCUGAGCGAAGGAAUCACAAAAGAGGAGCAACAUGAUGUUCUUGUUUCCAAGAACGGCCUAGUGGAGGAUCUCAUCGUCUCUCUGAUCAAAAAGGCCAAGAUCUCUAGUGAGGAAGAGGCCGGGCCGGUUCGGAUCUAUGAGAUAAGCAACCACAAAUUCUUCCGGGAACUCGAGCGCAACUACCCCGUCAUCAGUAUCAACGACUACACUACAGUGAUCGCUGAACGGAUAGCACCCGAAGAGGCUGAGGUGAAUAAGGAUUCAAACCACUUCAUAUCGGUAUUCCAAUUCCAUGGCGAACCUAGCAGGGCACAUGGCAUCCCGUUCCGAUUCCUUCUUAAAGAAGGCGAGUUGUUUUCCGAGACCAAGAAGCGGCUGGAGAAGCGGACGGGGCUCAAGGGCAAGAGUUUCGAGAAGCUCAAGUUUGCUGUGGUCCGGAGGGCACAAUUUUCGAGGCCGCAAUAUUUGACAGAUGAGGACAUCCUUUGGGAUGUGGCGACGAAUGCGGACGAUUGCCUAGGAUUGGAUCACCCAGACCGGACAAGGUCAGUUAGAAACGGUGCCGGGGACCUGUUUCUCAAGGGCUAG